AGUAACCAAACUGACCUCUAAUCUUUUCUUCACGUUCUCAAACCCUUCUGUUCUUUUCCAGUUGAAUCAGUCUCUGAUGUUUGCAGCAGAGAGACGUCAUGGCGACUACAGCAGCAGGGGGGUCCAGUCAGACAUUAACAGACACAGAUGGUCUGUUUCCUCUGAGGCGCAGUCGCAGCAUGGAAUGGUUACCACCUGACAUGUCUGAGCUGAGGAUGGUUCUGCUGGGGAACAACUGGUCUGAGAGGAGUUCAGUGGGGAACUUUAUACUCGGAGAGACUGAGUUCAACACUGAGGAAGAACCAGACGUCUGUUUGACGGUCAGAAGACAGAUACAGGGAAAAUACAUAGUUCUUAUCAACACUCCAGAUCUGCUCUGUCCCCACAUCUCUGAAGACAGACUGACAGAACAUGUGACUGACUGUGUGAGACUCUCUGAUCCUGGACCUCAUGUGUUCCUGCUGGUUCUACAGCCUGAAGACUUCAGUGAGGAACACAAACUGAGACUCUGCAGAGUCCUUAAACUCUUCAGUGAUCGAUCAUUUGAUCAUUCAAUGAUACUGAUAUCACCCAGAGAGCAGGGCUCUAAACAUACUCAGUAUUCCCCCCUUAAAGACAUGAUCAGAGAGUGUAGGGACAGAUGUGUGGAGUGGAUGAACCUUGAACUUCCAGAGCUGUUGACACGUUUGGGUCAAAUUGUGAAGGAGCAUGAUGGAGAGCAUGUCAGCUGCGAUGUGUUCAUGGAUCCAACGGGUGAAACACAAAGCACACAACAAGAGGAAACAAAGCCUGGCAGCCUGCAUGCUGUUACUUCUGCUGGUCUGUGUGCCAGUGAUGAUGGGGUGACACCUCCUCCUCCAGGAGAGAUGAGAAUUCUGCUGCUGGGUGAAAAUGAUGACUUUAAAACAAAGCUUGGUGCCUUGAUCACUCAAAAAGAAAAACAAUGGAAAAAGCCAUUUGCAGGCAAAGAAAGUGUGGAGACUGGAGAGUGGAGAGGAAAGCCUUUAAAAGUAGUAAAAACUGCAGAUGUUUUCAGUCUGCCUGUGAAGAAGCUCAGAGGACAGAUGAGGAACGCUGUGAGUCUUUGUCCUCCAGGACCAAAUGUCUUGCUGCUGUUAGUGAAUCCUUCAGAGUUCACUGAAGAGAACAGACAAAGACUGAAUUUCAUCCUCAGUUUUUUUGGUCAAGAUGCCUUCAAACACUCAGUGAUCAUCAGCACACAGGAGGACGGUCAACCAGACGACUCUUUAACACGUCUACUUAGAGACUGUGGAGACAGAAACUACAGCAUGGAUGAAAAUGACAUCCACUCAUUAAUGACGCAGAUUGAGAACCUUAUUAAUGAGAACAAAGGAGACUUCCUCACCCUCACUGAUCACUUGAUCACUCGGAAGUCUGACCACAUGAAACCAGCUUUAAACCUGGUCCUGUGUGGGAGGAGAGGAGCAGGGAAGACUUCAGCAGCAAAGGCCAUUUUAGGUCAGACAGGUCUUCAUUCAGCCUCCAGCUCAUCAGAGUGUGUUAAACAUCAGGGAGAGGUGUGUGGAUGUUGGCUUUCCCUGGUGGAGCUCCCUGCUCUGUCUGGAAUACCUCUGGAGACAGUGAUGAAGGAAUCGCUCAGGUGUGUCUCCCUCUGUGAUCCAGAGGGUGUCCAUGCCUUCAUCCUGGUCCUACCUGUGGGUUCCCUCACUGAAGAGGACAAGGGAGAGUCAAAGAUGAUCCAGGACACCUUCAGCUCUCAAGUCAAUGACUUCUCCAUGAUUCUGUUCACUGUAGAGUCAGAUCCUACAGCUCCAGCUGUUGUUAACUUUCUAAAGAAAAACAAUUCCAUUCAGGAGCUCCUUCAGAGCUGUGGAGGAAGAUCUUUUGUUCUCAACAUCAAGGACAAACAGCAGAUCCCAGAGCUGUUGGACAUGGUGGAAAAAACAAGACUUUACAAAGACAAACCCUGCAGCUACACAACAGAAACAUUUGCACAUGUCCAAAUGGAAAAGAUCAGCACAUUACAGGCUGAGCUAAAGGACAUGAAAACAAGAUGCCUGAUCAGCUGUGAUGAUGAGAAGCAGAGCCCCGAGUGUCUCAGGAUUGUGCUCAUUGGGAAGACCGGCUGUGGGAAGAGCUCUUCAGGAAACACCAUUCUAGGAAGAGAGGAGUUUAAAGCUGAACCAGGCCAAAAAUCAGUCUCUAAACACUGUCAGAAAGGAGAAGGUAAAGUGAAUGGCCGUCCUGUCACUGUGGUCGACACUCCUGGUCUGUUUGACGUGACUCUGUCUCAUGAAGAGGUUCAUGAAGAGAUGAUGAAAUGCAUCAGUCUUCUGGCUCCAGGUCCACAUGUCUUCCUGUUGGUGGUACAUAUCGGAAGAGUCACACCUGAGGAGAAGGAGACAUUAAAACUGAUCAAAGAAGGCUUUGGGAAAGAAGCUGAAAAGUUCACCAUCAUUCUUUUAACUGGAGGAGAUUCACUUAAAAAGGAGAAGCUGUCCAUUGAAGAAUACAUAAAAACAGAAUGUGAUGAUUCCUUUAAGAAACUGAUCUCUGACUGUGGAGGAAGAUACCAUGUGUUCAAUAACCGUGAGAAACAAAACAGAACUCAGGUCAGUGAGCUGAUGGCAAAGAUCGACACAAUGGUGAAGACAAAUGGAGGCCGCUGCUACACCAACGAGAUGCUGCGAGAAGCUGAACCUGCUAUAAAGAGCAAAAUGGAGAGACUCUUCAAGGAAAAGGAAGAGGAGAUGAAGAGAGAGAGGGAGGAACUUCAAAGAAAACGUAAAGAAAUGGUGGAAAUAAUGAAAAAGCAAGAAGAAGACAUGAUAAAAGAGAGAGAAAAGAGAGAAAGGGAACUUAAAGAACACGAGGAAAUCAAACACAAGGAACAAGAGGACAAAAUGAAAGAAAAGGAAAAGAGAGAUGAAGAAGACAGGAAAAGAAAACAGCAGGAAGAACUUCGACAACAGGAGUGGGAACAUAAACUUAAAGAUUUGGAGAGAAAGAUAAAGUUAGAAUCAGAGGAAAAAGAAAAUAUUUACAGACUGCUGGAGGAGAGCAGAGAAAAGAUGAGAGAAGAAAGAGAGAGUCGAGAGAAACAACAAAAUGAAUGGUGGGAAAAAAGAAAUCAAGAAGAGGAACAGAGGCGACAGGUGGAAAGAACAAGAUUCAGAAAACUCCAAGAAGAGUUUGAACAGGAAAGAGAAAUCUAUGAGAAGAAAAGAAAGGAAGUGGAUCAGAGAGGACAGGAAGAAGAGGAGCGGAUAAAGAAUGAACAGAGAGCAGAAAGUGAAAAGGAG
Molecule: messenger RNA, 3284 nt
Organism: Notolabrus celidotus (New Zealand spotty)
Lineage: Eukaryota; Metazoa; Chordata; Actinopteri; Labriformes; Labridae
Product: GTPase IMAP family member 8-like
Exons: 6
Molecular function (GO): GTP binding
Source: RefSeq, a predicted model, not a curated record